This is a messenger RNA of Adineta steineri, 954 nucleotides long. Lineage: Eukaryota; Metazoa; Rotifera; Eurotatoria; Adinetida; Adinetidae. The record is from the annotation of a GenBank genome assembly.
AUGCGCAUAUUAUUUACUAUUCUAUUUUUAAUUUCUUCAACUUUAAUCUUAAGUAUAAAUGGUGGAUUAAAUCUUAUUAAUAAGAUUAUCAUCUUUGGUGAUUCACUUACUGAUACUGGUAAUGUAUAUAAGCUAUCAAAUUACACAUGGCCAAUUGUUCCACCUUAUUAUCAAGGAAGAUUUUGUAAUGGUCCUAAUUGGGUUGAUAGAUUAAGUAUAACAGACAAAUCCAAUUAUGCAUAUGGUAGUGCAACAACAGAUAAUAAUUUUGUUCAAGGUCUAACAAAAUUAAAUACACUUCUAGUACCAGGUAUUCGACAACAAAUUGCAAUGUAUUUCAAUGAUACUUCGAAUAGUUCUAUCGAUUUUACACAUACACUUUAUAUAAUAUGGGCUGCUGGAAAUGAUUUAAUUUUCAAUUCCAGUGUCACCAUACCAAGUAUUAUGAAUAGUUUAAUGAAUAGUGUUCGUGAUUUACUUGCUGUUGGUGCUAAAAAUAUUCUUAUUUUUAAUCAACCACCUAUUCAGUCAUUUCCAUAUUUUAGUGUAUUGAAUCAAACUGCAAGUUUCAGUAUGCUUACUAUACAAGCAAAUACUAAUCUUCAAACAAGUAUUGAUGCAAUACAAAAGAAUUAUACAAAUAGUUCUAUUCAAAUAUUUGAUAUCAAUACACUUAUAACAAAAGUUAUUGCGAAUCAAUCAAUACCAUUUACAAAUACUGUUGGUUACUGUUGGGAUACAUUAAAUCUGACAACAGUUGCAAUAUUAUGUGAUAAUCCAUCAAAAUAUGUUUUUAUUGACGAUUUUCAUUUUUCAAAUACGACUCAUCAAUUGAUUGCUGACAGUAUCAAUUCAUUGCUAUCAUACAAUGGAUGUCUCAAAAAGGAAGAGUCUCUCAAUAUUCUACUGGUCUCUCAAAUAAUUCUUAUUUUUUCUGCUAUAAUUUUAUUUUGA